Messenger RNA from Athalia rosae (coleseed sawfly), 3377 nucleotides. Its product is annotated as protein brambleberry-like. Lineage: Eukaryota; Metazoa; Arthropoda; Insecta; Hymenoptera; Athaliidae. The record is from RefSeq and is a predicted model, not a curated record. The transcript has 8 exons. The coding region runs from base 716 to 2719 and encodes 667 amino acids.
UACGAUCAGAUGCCACUGUUGGCGCACAAUAACGCAGUUGUCGGUUAAAGUUUGAAAAUUUUCAAAAGGAAGUUUCUGAAUAGAAAUGUGAGAAAUGAUCGUUAGGUUGAAUGAUUGAGCAUCAUUUACCAUUAACUUAGAAUUAAUUAAUUACUAAUUCAACGUGUAAGACUGGUCAAUGAAGACUUCACUAAUCCAGUGUCAUUCAAAUACUCAAAAGUUACGAAUAUACGCUCUUAUGUGAGCAUGUAAGUUUUCCAAGCAAAGUUCAUUUCUAUUUUUGACCAAGUUCUAUAUUUUUAAUGUUAAACAGUGCUUGGCUCUAAGAAUAUUCAGUGUUGAACUUGAAUACUAGCAUUCUGUGUUAUUGUGAACGGAGACUAAUUUUGAACAACUCAAUGUGAUAAGUACUCCAAAAUACCAGUUCCUUCGACUUGCUAUAUUAUUGUUAUUUUAUUGCUACUUGUGACAUACCCCAGAGAUUUUAUAUUUACUAAUUAUACUUUAUUUAUUAACUUAUUUAUUUUUAAACUCAAAUUGUAUACAUAUUUCAAUCUGGAAGUAUCAGGCAUGUCUUCCUAGGUUAUAUUUUCAAGACAAAGAUUCAUACCUAUCACUACAGAUAUCUCAAAGACACACGAGUCUUUAAUUCUCUGUACAAACAUUGACAACAGCAAAAGCUCGCCUAAGCGACUGUUACAAAAUUUCAUCCAAAAUGGGAAGUGAAUAUUUCUUUAUGGCAUUAUUCAUUGCCUUGAUGUGCCAAAAUGGGGAUGCUUCGAUACUUGGUUGGAUUUGGACUAGUAAACCAGCCGAAUCCACCGACGUGAUCCCUUCUGAUGGUGUUCCACUAGCAUCGAUCCCAUACGAGUCCAUGACAGGAGAUGAGAAAUUUCUGCAAGAAGCCGCAAAGUUUUCUGAAAUUCAAGUAUCCUCGGCUCUAGAUACUUGCCAGCACAAAGUCGUCAUGAAAAUAAAAACAUCUUGUAGCGACAUGACCGAGGAAGAACUUGCCAAAAUGAGUGUCAGCUUAUUAAAUUGUCAGUCAGCCGCCGAAGGAAGAAAAAUGUUCCCAUGCAGUGAAGAAAUGACCCUCAAACAAUGCACAACCGAAAUGGACCCAGAUAUGUGGAAUGCAUAUCAUCUAAUGAGCAAUAGAGCAAGGGCUGUGUGCUAUGCAGCUAGAAAUAUUCAGUUCAGAGCCCUCACCGAGAUAACUGUGAAUAAACUGAUGCACUCUGCUCAUUCGCAAAUUAAAGCUAUGGGUACAUUAAAGGAGAGUCAAGAUCGUCUUGAAGAACAGACAGUCGAAGCUCUGAACUCUGUUGCCAAAGGGAACAAGGCUCUGCUUGAACAGCAAGAGUCAUUGAGAGAAGCCCAGUCUUCUGCUCAGAGUUUAGUAGCAAAGAACCUCCACGUCUUGAGCAACGAAAAGGCUCUCAUCAGAUCCGGUCAUGCACAGUUGGUUGCUAUGACCGAGGACAUCAGAAAGAAACUGGAAAAAGCAAGUCAGGAACUUGCUGAUCACUCCAUGGAGCGGAACGAGAAUCAUCAGGAAGUUUUGGCGGAUUUGAGAAACAUGCAGGAACAGGCUCAUCAAAUUUGGGACAGGAUAGAAUCCAGCACCAAUCAGAUUAUGGAACAAAAUAUGGAAGCUGCUGAGCAGUAUGAACAGACCUUGAGGCAGCUUGACCAAAUAAAUCAAACUGUACAUUUUCUAUUAGAUUUGACAAACACAUUGAAAGCUGAGGUGGACCAAAAAUUGGGCUGGAUUACAAACUACAUAGGCGAUACCGGUGACCAGUUUGAAAGAAUAUAUCACACCGUUUUGCACGUGAUGUACUUAUUGAUAGCAAUGGUCGUUGCAUCCUUUUUACAAGCACCUUUUUUGACAAGAUUAACCAUCCUGGGAAUUUUGCCACUGAAUCUGUUUUCAUAUUUGACCGAAGGUGCCAAAGCCUCUCUCGAUUUUUGCUCGAUCACCAUGUUGAUAGUUUUAAUAACAGCCAUGCAUUAUCUGAUCGUCAUGAUUCACUACCUCCUGAAACCUAAGGAUGUGGUACCGAAACCCACGAUAAAUUCAGGUCCAUCGAUUAAUCUAAUAGGUGCAAACAGUACACCGAUUACUUAUGUCAAUGGACACAAUGCAAGAUCAGAACAAGCAACGGCAAAGAAAGGAUCGGUGCUAUAUACUUUGAUCUGUAAGAUUCUUGGAAUUCCGUCUUCACUCGUGUAUCAAGCUAAUACAUGCAAGAAUAAAAUUUGGUCUUGUGUACCGAGAAUGUCAUUUUGGGGAAGAGAUAAUUCACCGAAUUUGCAGGAAGAAAUGUCUUGUUCCUAUUUACCCUCGAAGAAAACUCGAGAAGAAUUAAUUACUGAUUAUGCGGGUCGCUACCCAAAUGUGUCAGAUGAUCUCACGCCUCUAAUGGCUGAAUCUCCUAAUUUAACCCAUGAAAUUUACGAUCACUACGAUGAAAGCGUAGAUCUCGUCGAUGCAUCAGAGCUACGACGCAGAGUUCGAAGAAAUGGAUCUGUUGCUAGAAAUGAGUUCGUUUAUCCACCCUCACCUUCGAGAAGUAACACGCCUUCAAUGAAUGGUUUCAACAAAAAUCAGUGCGGGGCAAUGACAAGAACUGGAAAAAGGUGCCGUCUCAAUUCAACCCUUGGACAAAAUUUCUGCCACCGACACAGUAAUGGAUCUUCCAUGAUAGGUGACUAGACAUGGUGACGAUCGCGGUAGCGUAGGGUCAUUGAAAUCUUGUUCACAGAGAAAUAGUCUCUGAAGAUAAUCAAGACGACCUUCUAGAAAACUGUGAGUUUUGAAGCUAGUGAAUAUUACCAAUUGAUCAUUACAGGUAUCUCUUAGGUGAAGCUUUUUACUUAUACUGAAAACAAUCUCGUCAUAAUUUGAGCUUAGGAAUGAACAAAUUUGUUUACUGCAUAUCUAACAUUUUUUAUAUUCUAAUAAUAACACUUCAAUUAAUGUUACGAAUUAGCUAGUAAAUAUUUUUAUAUCGAUUGUAAUUGUAGUCUUUCAUUUUCACGAUACUUUGCAGAUAAUUAUUGCCAUUUACGGAUGUGGUAAUUAUUAAAGAAUCGUAAAUUUUAUUUCAUCUCUGAAGUGCUCAUGUGGUUCUGUAAGAAAUAGGAACUACGUCAGAAGUGACUUGACAAAAAAAUUUCUACAAAAAAAUUAAAAAAAAUAAAAAUAAAAAUAAGCAAAAAAGACAACGAUAAUUAAUACACUUGAAAAUAUUGUCAUAAAUAAGAUUCAAGUAGCUUUGAAAAUGAUUCUAACCACUAACAAAUUAGAAAUAAUAAUUUAAUCACCCGAAUAUGUUGAUGGUUUGAAUGAAUAAAAUAUCAGAGUGGCGGAA